CACCAACUUAAAUAACUUACAUUAACGAUUCGCGAGCUUAGAUUGUGGCUGGCUGCAUGCCUCACAGAGCGCACUUGAUAUCCGAAAGUCUCGCACGCUGGCAUCGGUCAGAAAGUGAAUUUCAACCACCGCUCAAUUCGCGACUGAACCUUUGGUUAACCACACGCAGUCGCUCCUCGCAGUCCAAGUGCUUCCAAGACAAAUCCUUCGUGACCAAGAGUCCCUAAACGCCCUCUCUCUGUCGCUCUUGCGCUCCCACCCGAGGAGUGAUAACUUUUCCGGGGACAUAAAAUUCGUGUAAGAUCGAAAGGCAAAAAUAUAUAUUAAAUUUUCAAUUGCCGCAAUUUCAUCACAGGUGAUUUUCUUAGUGGUGAUUAAAUCAGCAAAUAAUGAAAUCGUGCUCAGCCAUUUGUUUUUAUCCCUUCCUCAUCAAAUGAAACACAUUUUACAACAAAACUCUCUUGCCAUUUGGUGACAAUUCCACUGGAACGGAUUUUUCAUCACCAAAUUGGUAGUCAAUAGACGCGACUGGUUUGGAUCCGCAAGACGGAGCUUUCGGCUGACGGUGCUCGAGGAGUGAACAUAUCAAAAUCCGGAGUUUUACUCGCGCUGGAACUUCUUCGCGAAGCGUUGUGCAAAAGGGUGGAUUUUACAGGAGUGUAGAAAGGAUCUGGAAAAACGCCAUGUAAUUUGUGGAUUUCGUGCAGUGCUAAAACAUCCAGUGCUUCCUUGGCAUUAGUCCUUCCCUUUAGCCAACAAAAAUGGGAAUAUUGACUCAUUGGUGGGCAUAGAAUAACAAUCCUCGUCCAGCAAUUCUACCAGUGAAAUUGGAGCUUAAAACUUAAACAAUGGGAUUACACAAACAGUACCUGAAAGUGGGUCGAAAUGCUCGUGAUCAGCUAUUUGGAAUCCCUCCGCCCGACGGCAAGCCCUCCUCACCUGGGCCAACCCCUCUCUCCAUGCUCAUAUCUCAGGGAAUUAAGCUAAACAAUAAUCGUGUGGCUGUGAUAAUAAUAGGAAUUAUAACACUUAUCAUUGGAAUAGUUCUCUCUUCAAUCCCAUGGUUAGAUUACUGUAUUCUUAGGAAUCUUAAGCUUUGGAAUAAUACAAUAAGUUUUCAAUACUGGCAACGACCUGGAGUCGUACGACUGACAAAAGUUUACAUCUUCAAUGUCACAAAUCCCGAGGGAUUUCUCAAUGGUGAGAAACCGAAGCUGGUUGAAGUGGGACCAUUCGUCUACAGAGAGGACAUGGAGAAGACGAAUAUAAAAUUUCAUGACAACUACACAGUCACGUUUCAACAUAAGAAAAUACUUCAAUUUGUUCCUGAGCUCAGUGUGGACAAGAAUCAAAGAAUAGUCACACCAAAUAUACCCCUACUGACUCUCUCAACCCAAAGCAAUAGUUUAGGAUACUUCCUGGCCAAGACCAUUUCACUCAUGCUAACGGCGGCAAAGUACAAGCCCUUCAUCGAAUUGACGGCAGACGAGCUGGUCUUUGGCUACGACGACACGCUCGUGAGUCUGGCGCACAAGUUCUAUCCGCGAAACAAGCGACCAAUGUCGCGAAUGGGCCUCCUAAUAGGGCGAAAUGGAACACUGCCAGAAGUGUCCACGAUCUACACGGGUCACACGGGAAUGGACAAGUUUGGCUAUCUCAAUCGCAUCAACGGACUCGAUCAUCUGCCAUUCUGGGAGGAUCCGCCGUGCAGGAAUAUUUCCGCCUCAGAAGGAUCACUGUUUCCGCCCAGAGACAUCACCAAGGCGGACGUCGUGUACGUGUACGACAAGGACAUCUGCCGAACACUUCCACUCGUCUACAGAGGCCCAGUGGUUAAAGAUGGCCUGGACGCCGAUCUGUACACGAUGCCCGAAGAUGUUUAUGGCGACGCGAAGAGCAAUGGCAACAACAGUUGCUUCGACACAGAAGAAUACAGAGCGACGCGCGGUCUUCAGAACAUCAGUCCGUGCCAAUAUGGCGCUCCUGUUUACAUCUCACAUCCUCACUUCAUGGAAUCCGAUCCAAAGCUGCUCGACAGCGUCGAAGGACUCAAUCCCAAUCGAGUUCAGCACGGAAGCUACUUUAAAAUUCAACCCAAACUCGGCGUUCCGUUGGAGGGCAAAAUUCGAGUGCAGCUGAACUUGAAAGUGGAGAAAUCUUUGCACAUCCAAUCAGUGAAGAACUUCAGAGAUUUCGUCUUUCCCAUCAUGUGGCUCGAGGAGGGCGUCAGUGAACUCACUCCGCCGAUCAGGCGAUGGAUUUACGUGGCGACUGUCUUCGGGCCCACCGCCAUUCCCAUCCUGUCGUACAGCCUGAUCGUGGGCGGAGCCUUCUCCAUCAUCCUCGUCUUCGUGCGGGCGUACAAGAACUUCAUGGCGGAUCCCGCCGUGGAGAUCCUGGAGAUGGGACGCCGAUCCUUGCGCCGCGGCAACAGCUUUAUUGCCCAACAUCAGCUGCGCCUCAUGAACCGCGACAGCUACACUCUGCUGAAGGUCGUCAACGACACAGACUCACCGGACACUUCCCCAACGUGAUCCCCAAUCAUCGUCCUUAAGCUCAAGUCCUCUCGACAUACUCUCUCGCCCCCCCAGUAAGAUUACUGUGACAAUAUCACCCUUCCUCGAUCACUCGCGAUCACUAUUGUUAUAAUUGUGAAAUUGUCAAGCAUUCCACACGACAAUGCUCUAUCUCAACCAGAGUUGACGAUGCGCUAGAUAAGAGAUAAGAGAUGUUCUUGCUUUUGCAAUGGCAAAUUAUUCAAAAGAGAAAAAAAAUCAUGUUUGAUUUGCAUGAAAAGCUAGUCAGAAAAAAAGUGUUGAAUUUUUUUUUUAUAUAAACAAGUGAUUUUAAUUAAUUUAAAUAAACAAUUUUACAAUGUUUGUGUGUAAAGAUUGUUAGACGUAAAAACUGAUUUCUUUAGGACUAGCUAUGAAGUGAAAAUUGGAAAGGUGAAUAAAAAAACUAGUAAAUUACGCAAAGUUGAAUCUAAUUUGGUGCUAAUAUUUGAAAUUUAUCGCGGUUUUUCUUUAACCAACUAUUAAAAAAAAACACUUGAAUUUUAUCCCAUAUCUUAUCUGUUAGGAUAGAUUUAUCAACUCUGUAAAUGUGCUCAAUAAUUUUUAUUUUAAAUAAAUAAAUAAAAGGAAUAACAGAAGAGAAUAAGUGCUUUUGGGAUUAAAUUAUUCGUAAUUUAAAAUCCACUUUUAGUGUUAGUUUUUAUACAUGAAAAGAAAAUACGCUCAUUAGUCUUUUUAACUACUAAAUCGGAGGUAAUAUUAUAGCGUAAGACUUAGAUUGUACACCAACUGUAGCGAUUGUAGGUCAUAAUUUUUGUACUCAAGGGUUUAAAAUGUUGCAGAAAAUUCUAGCUUUAACGGAAAAAUAUUGAGUGAAGAAGAAACAAUUUUCAGUGAAGAUGGAAAAUAAGACGUCAAAUUAUGUAAUCAUAUUGAUAGAAAAUUAUCCACUUCCGAUACUAAUCGAAGAGAACAUAUCUAAAAAUAAAGAAAAAAAUACAUAAAUCACGUGAGAAUAUCAUUAUGCUGUGAUUGCGUGUCUUCUCGAAACUAUAUGCAAUUAAUUAUUAAUGUAAAGAUGUAUAUGAAAAUGUAUAUAUAUUAGAUAGAUAUUGAAACACAAAAAAAACAUGCAAAUUUCUUUUCCACAUUUUUCUUGUUGUUCAAACUCAUGCAGAUUCACGAUCGUCUCAGUCAAGUGAUGUUCCAAAAAAAU
Phlebotomus argentipes is the source of this 3732-nucleotide messenger RNA. RefSeq names its product scavenger receptor class B member 1 (gene dsb). Gene Ontology annotation, molecular function: scavenger receptor activity. Gene Ontology annotation, cellular component: membrane; cytoplasm. The record is from RefSeq and is a predicted model, not a curated record. The transcript has 11 exons. NCBI's taxonomy places the organism in Eukaryota, Metazoa, Arthropoda, Insecta, Diptera, Psychodidae. The coding region runs from base 849 to 2534 and encodes 561 amino acids.